Heterocephalus glaber (naked mole-rat) is the source of this 2908-nucleotide messenger RNA. RefSeq names its product family with sequence similarity 187 member A (gene Fam187a). NCBI's taxonomy places the organism in Eukaryota, Metazoa, Chordata, Mammalia, Rodentia, Bathyergidae. The record is from RefSeq and is a predicted model, not a curated record.
UAAGUUGCCCAGACUGGGCUCAAACUUUUGGUUUUCCUGCCUCAGCCUCCCCAGUUCCUGGGAUUACAGGCAUGUGCCACCGCACUCGGCUUCUGUAUUUUGAACUGUAUAGAUCCACAGGACAGCGAAGGGCCCCGGAAGCAUUCUUGCUUCCUGCCCUCUGCUAGGUCAGCCCAGCCCCUUGCUGGCUGGCCUGGUGGAUGGGUGUGUUGCCAACAGUGCUGGUGACACCAGGUACAGGCUCAACAGAAAAAGAAAGUGGCGGGGCUGGGGAUGUAGCUCAGUGGCACCACGCCUGCCUCACAAGCACAAGGUCCUGAGUUCGAUACCCCGUACACGGUGAAAAAAGAGAAAAAGAAGGUGGCAAACUUACUUGCCUUUUGUGGCAGGUAAACACUGAUCCCUUAGCUCUGAACCAGGUUAUUUACAACACAAAGCCAGUGGUCAAAAGCUACUUUAUUUGAGGUGCAGAGUUUUCCCCUAGGGACUGAGGCCCUGGGCAGGGUGGGUCUGGGACAGCCGUAGGCCGUUGGCUUCUGAAUGGCCAGUGUCCCCGAGGCCAGGUGUGCUGGACAGGGCUGGCUUCCCUCAACGCCCAGGCGAUGGAAGGGAAGAGUUUCACGGGGCAGGCGGGCAGGCCUGGAACAGCGAGCCCUUCCGCCACUCUGUUGCUCAGCCCAUUCUUGGCCAGUCAGUGCCAGGGUUCUGAGAAGAGCGCGGAGUGAGGCAGUUCUAGAAUGACCGGGCCGGAACGCUGGGAGGAUGUGUGUGCCCGGCUGGGGAGGAGGUGCCUUGGGUGUGGCCGCUUCCCCUGCAGCCACCUUCUGCUUUUCCGGCCACAAGGUGCUCUUCUCGCCAGGCAGUGAUUUCUAGAAGCCCCAUAAGCCCCGCUGCCUGGGCUGUCCCUCCCUGGGGCCCCUCUGCGUCAUGCGCCCAGCCAGCACCACGCUGCUGCUGUGGGCCUGGGCCUCGCUCAAGGCCUUCGAGGUCAUGGAGAAGGAGAACGUCUUCCAGAAGACGCCCUGCCCCGCCUUCCUGAUGUUUGACAACGCCGCCUACCUGGCGGACAUGAGCUUCGAGCUGCCCUGCCACUGCAAGCCUGAGCAGGUGCCCUCAGUGGUCUGGUUCCACCAGAAGCACCUGGGCAGCGGCCACACGCAGGUGCUCACGGACUUCGACGGGCGGCUGCUGACGGAGGCGGCACAGGUGCGGGCGGGCAGCGGCGUGCUGGCCCGCUUCGCCAUCCGCAUGUUCAGCCUGCUGGUGUUCCGCGCGCAGCCCGAGGACUCUGGCUUGUACUUUUGUGGCACCCGCCAGGGCGAUUACUUCUAUGCCUAUGAUGUGGAUGUCCAGAGCAGCGAGGGGCUGGUGGCCGCCUUCCAGGACAAGGGCCAGGAGCCCUCUGCAGACGAGCAGCACGGGGCCCUCCGCGUCUUCACUGCCUUCUGGGAGUGGACGCCCUGCGACCGCUGUGGGCUGCAGGGCGAGCAGUGGCGCCUGGGCCUGUGCUACCUGCAGAGCUCCGGCCUCCCUCCGCGGUACCGCGCCACGCUGCCCGGUGUGCUGUCCUGCGGCUCACGCGCCGUGCCCAGGCAGCUGCGUGCCAUGGCCGCGGCCCACAGCCCCGAGCUGCUGGUGCGGAGUUGCUGGGUGCCGUGUGCCAACAGGAGCCGGGUGGGCGAGGGCGUGCUGGCGCUCUAUAGCUACAUGUCCAGGCUGGGCGGCAGGCCCUGGCUGCCCCAGGUGCCCGUGCAGUUCCACCAGCAGAGACUGGGCCAUGGGCUUGUCCUCUCCUGCCCCGGGGCCCGGCCUGAGCACGCAGUGGCCUGGGACAAGGACCGCCAGCCCUUAUACCUCACCCAGUACCUGAAGGGCGUGAACCGCUCCAUGAGGGUGUUCAUCGACCAUGGCCACCAGCUGCACAUCCGCUUUGCCCAGCUGGGCGACCGUGGCACCUACUACUGCUGGCGCCAGGGUGCUCGGGUGGCGGGCAUCCGGCUGGCCGUGACAUCCCAGGGGCGCCACCCAGCCCGGCUCUCGGACCCCGAGACCCGCUCUGCCCUGCAGCUCGCCCUGCUCGGCUACCUGCUCUUAGCGGCGGUCUUCGUGAGCGUCCACCUCUGCCACUGUUGCUGCCGCUGGUUCCGCUGUGGUCCCGACUUUGUCCCCUAGCCUGGGGGGGUGCCUGGGCCGGACUGUGGUGAGGACUUAAGGGCAGCCCUGUCGGUGACCACCCACUCCUGAGAUUCAGUCUUUGGCCUGCCUGAUCCAGGACCAAGGCUGGAAGGGAUGCAGCCGGGCACACACACCCCAGUGCCUCGCUCAGGCCCGGGAAGGGAACAUAAAGUAAUACUCUCCCGUGCCCACCGGGUCGAUGGUGCCUCUGGGGAUUGCGAGGGGCCCUGAGGUCCAGGGAGGAGGGAGGGCAGGCCCUGCUUCCUCCAGCCCCCUCUGGGAGUGGCAGGUGACAACCGCAGGUGUGGGGACGAGGGGGACAGGGCCAGGGCCUUCGAGGGACCGUGGAGGGCGGAGGGCGAGCCUGGGCUUCUGGCUGAGCAGCACAGGUGGGGUGUGAGGUGCUGAGAUCUGACCGGCUCGAUGCAGGGUCUCCACCCAGCUGUGCCGUGGCCCCGCCCCUCCCAGGAACAGACCAGAGACCACAGAAAGCGCAGCAGGGUCUUUAUUUCUCCUGGGCAAUGCGGUGCGGCGGGGGGGGGGGGGGGGACAACACCCUGCACCCCGAUGCAGCCCCUUGCUGGGUUCCCGUCAGAUGAGCAGCUUCCUCACUUCCUCUGCAACCCCCGGAGUCCUGGCCCCUUCCCUCCCGUGCCCCCUCGCAGCCCAGCUGGCCUCGGGCCCUGGCCUCUCUGAACCUGCUCCUAGGGCCAACAGCGCCUCGCUCCGCCCA